Messenger RNA from Sturnus vulgaris (Common starling), 3228 nucleotides. It is a transcript of the gene TXNRD2, whose product is annotated as thioredoxin reductase 2. Gene Ontology annotation, cellular component: mitochondrion; cytosol. Gene Ontology annotation, biological process: cellular response to oxidative stress; cell redox homeostasis; glutathione metabolic process. The record is from RefSeq and is a predicted model, not a curated record. NCBI's taxonomy places the organism in Eukaryota, Metazoa, Chordata, Aves, Passeriformes, Sturnidae. Gene Ontology annotation, molecular function: flavin adenine dinucleotide binding; glutathione-disulfide reductase (NADPH) activity; thioredoxin-disulfide reductase (NADPH) activity.
AUGGCGGCGCUGUGGCGGCGGCCGCGUCCCCCGGCAGCGUCGGGGCUGUGCCGUACGCUUCGAGCGCUCUCAGGAAAGAAUGAGUAUGAUCUUCUGGUCAUUGGCGGAGGGUCUGGAGGCCUUGCUUGUGCAAAGGAAGCUGCUCAGUUUGGAAGAAAAGUGGCUGUUCUGGAUUAUGUUGAACCUUCCCUACAAGGAACCACGUGGGGACUUGGUGGAACUUGUGUGAAUGUUGGCUGCAUUCCUAAAAAGCUUAUGCAUCAAGCAGCCCUUUUAGGGAGUGCCCUUAAAGAUGCCCAACACUAUGGCUGGAAUAUAUCCCAACCUGUUCAUCACACCUGGUCUGUGAUGGCACAGGGUGUUCAGAAUUAUGUGAAAUCCUUGAACUGGGGACACAGAGUGCAACUACAAGAAAAGAAGGUGAAAUAUUUCAACAUAAAAGGAAGUUUUUCUGAUCCACAUACAGUCCGUGGUUUAACAAAAGCAGGUAAAGAGACUGUUGUUACUGCAGAUAAUAUUGUCAUUGCUACUGGAGGAAGACCAAAAUACCCUAUGCAUGUUGCAGGUGCACUGGAGUAUGGAAUCACAAGUGAUGAUCUGUUCUGGUUAAAGGAAUCUCCUGGAAAAACGUUGAUUGUUGGAGCCAGCUAUGUUUCCCUUGAGUGUGCUGGUUUUCUAACAGGCAUUGGAAUGGACACUACAGUCAUGAUGAGAAGUGUCCCACUUCGUGGGUUUGAUCAGCAAAUGGCUUCUUUAGUAACUGAGCACAUGGAAUCCUAUGGCACAAAAUUUUUAAAGAGGUGUUUCCCAAUUAAAGUUGAAAAAUUGAAGAGCAACAGAUUGCAAGUCACUUGGAAAAAUGCUGACCUGAACACAGAAGAAACCGAUUCUUUCAACACCGUUAUGUGGGCAGUAGGCCGAGCCCCUGACACCAAAACUCUCAAUUUGGACACAAUUGGAGUGAAAACUAAUUCUGAAACUGGAAAGAUUAUUGUUGAUGCCAGUGAAGCUACUUCUGUUCCUCACAUUUAUGCAAUUGGAGACAUUACAGAGGGCCGUCCUGAAUUAACACCCACAGCAAUCGCUGCAGGGAAACUGCUGGCUCAGCGUCUUUUCGGCCAGUCUUCAGAACUGAUGGACUAUGACAAUGUGCCUACCACAGUCUUCACUCCCCUGGAAUAUGGUUGUGUUGGCCUGUCAGAAGAAGCAGCUGUGCAACGUCAUGGAUCAGAUAAUAUUGAGGUGUACCAUGCAUAUUACAAACCCUUAGAGUUUACAGUGGCUGAAAGAGAUGCAUCUCAAUGCUAUAUGAAAAUGGUGUGCUUACGAGAGAGGGAGCAACGAAUACUUGGCCUUCAUUUCAUUGGACCAAAUGCAGGCGAAGUUAUUCAAGGAUUUGCUCUUGGAAUCAAAUGUGGUGCUACGUAUCCUCAGAUGAUGAAGACAGUUGGCAUUCACCCCACCUGUGCUGAAGAAGUGACCAAGUUGCACAUUACAAAGCGUUCUGGCCUGGAUGCAACAGUCACAGGCUGCUGAGGUUAAAUACCAUCCCUGGGAAGAAGGAAAAAAACCACAAAACAUAUUUGUAAAGAAAAGGGGCACUUAAAGUUGAAACAGCGUUAAUGCUUCAGGUUACAGGAAUCUUUCUCGUUCUCCUUGUAGAGAGCUUUUUUUCACAGCCAAAAUAUUUUCCUUGCACACUCACUGUUCUAAAACCAAUGUAGUUCUGCUGCAACAAAUCUUUAAGUGCCUAAAGCUCUUCUGUUGCUGGGAGCUAGGGCAUAAUCACAGUAUUUUAUAUGUAAGUAUAACUAAAGCCUAUGACAUCCGAGGCCAUCUACAAAUGAAGCAGUUGUCAUUUGGGUUUCCCUGUUGGCACGACUGGCUGCCAGCAGAAGAGUCUCAGACAGGGCAUCCCUUAGAAGUUUGGUGGGAUGCUUUGUCCUGCAUGCUUGGAUUGCUCAUUACUGAUUCUAAUACUGACCACUGAGACUCUACAUUCGCUAGUGGGAACAACUUCCUGGAGUGGGUAAAAAAAGGGUAAGCAGUCAUCUUUGGGUUUUUUCCUUUGAAAUGUAGUAUGUAAAGUACUUUAAUAGAAAAUCACCUGAAGCUGUACUGCUGCUGGAAGAGUCACAAUGGAUUGAUCAGUAACAGCCUGGUCACAGUGUUAUGGUAAGGACUGACAAUGAACUAUCUCAGAGGUGCUGAAGGAAGAGUUGGAUUUUAUGGUGGCCCCUCUGCCUACUCCUGAAAUUUUUAAUUCAGCUGAGUCCAAACUAAAUUGACACAGCUCACAAAUUACUACUUGAACAGUGUAUAUUAAUCUGACAAGUAGAGUAAGUGUCUCUAAUAAUCCACCUUAUGCAGCAUUUUCUGGUUUUUAGAAUGCAGAAAUAUGGCUGAUACUGAAAUAUUUUCUUGGUUUGUUUUUAAGACUUUCUUACUGAUGAGCUAGAGACUAUAGCUGAACUCACUUACAUCUGGCAUUAAUAAAACACUUUACUGAAGGGAACUACAUUAAGCAGUGAUCCAGAAGAGAAAUGGUCCUGCCCUGAGCAAAGAUAUAAAAUAAUCAUCUGCAACCUUUUCUUUUUAUUUUUUUUGUGUACUGGCCCGAGUAAGAAAGCAUUGCCCUGUUACAAAUUCCGGCUGAUUUUCGUGUUCUCCAGAAGGGGGAGAUGCUGGCUCACAUGUGGCAGGAGAGGAACAAAUCUGAGAGUGACGCUUCUUGUGCAGAGCCCUGUUAAGGAGGCAGCCUGGCAAAGACACACACAAACUGAUCUGCACUGAAUUUCAAUGCCAGUCUCAGUUUCUUGCACCCUUUACAGCAGAAUAGUGCACACUGGAAGAGACCAGCUUCAGGUGAAGCAAAAUAUAUCCUUUUUGCAGUUAAUUGGUAUCCAUGUUAGAUGUGUGGAAUUUAUUUUAAUUCCAAACUUGUUGCAGUUCUGAAGAAUAUUCGGAUGAUCACAUAUACAUCUGCUAUUUUAAUUUGAUUGGUAUUUCACUGCUGCAGCAACACAAACAAAUGGUUGGUUUAUGUCAAGCAUGAAAUAAUUUUUACCAUGAGAAUUGUACCUGUCUGAGAAGCUAUUAGACAAAAGGGAUCGAAACUUCUUUGUAAAAUAGGAUUUAACAGCAUUUAUCAUGCUCUCAUUGAUAUAAGAAUAUUAACUUUUCAAAUAUUUUUUUAAAUUUCAACAACAAAUGAAAUCCUAAAUGUUU